Molecule: messenger RNA, 1812 nt
Organism: Chelonoidis abingdonii (Abingdon island giant tortoise)
Lineage: Eukaryota; Metazoa; Chordata; Testudines; Testudinidae
Source: RefSeq, a predicted model, not a curated record
UUGUGUGCACAGAGAUACCAUGCAGUCUUCCCCGACUCACCCCAGUCUGUUCUCUGCUGCUGCUGACCCAGGUGGCAGAGAGCCCAGGAGCUCCCAGCCAGCAGAGCAUGGCUGGGCCUGGGAUGUCCGCCAGCGCCUUGCUGCCCAGCUCCAAGAGACAGGCAGGCCUGACCCCCAGCACUUGGAUGCGCUCGUGGCAGAGCUGGUUGUUGUGUUUGCGACAGUGCUGCAGAGGAGCAGCCGAAGUGCCUGGCUGCACCUGCUGGAUGUCCUGCAGCUCCUCAGCCCGUUCCGGGAGCAGCUGCGUUGCCGGGAGGAGCUGCUGCCCUACCUGGAGAGCCUCUGUUACCAGUACCACCGCAGUCAGGCCCUUGUGUCCGACCUAGAUGUCCUGGGAGCCAUGGACCAGGCCUUCCUCAGAGACCACUCAGAGCUGUGUGCCCAUCCACUUUCUGCACACUGCAGGGAUCCAUUGCCCCCAGCCAAUCUGCUCCCUGUUGGCUCAGAGCCAGCCUUCGCAGGGCAGCCCUGCUCCUUUGUCCUAGAGCAGGAGGUAGAAGAACCAGUAGCCGUGUGCCAGCCAGGCCCAGUGUCUUUACAGGAGCUGCAGAGAUGUGUGGGUCUGGUGGGCAUGGAGCUGGCUCAGGGUGAGACCCAGUGGAAAGGCAGCCUGGGCCUUAUGUCCCUCGCCCUUGGCACAGAGGUGCCUGUGAAGUAUUGCUGUGCCAAGCUGAGGCUCCUACCAGAUCCAGGUCAAGAUGCUGCUGCACCCACCCCACAGGUGGUAGAAGGAGAGCAGGGCUUCUCCUGGCAGUCCCUGACGGGGCUCCGGGCUGCUGAGAUUUUUGUGAGAAACAGGCACUUGGGGAAAAUCAACUUUGUCUACCUCAACAUUGCUCCCAACAGGCACUUCAGGCCCUACGACCUAGUUGUGGUUCCUAAGCACCAGGCCAGCUCCCAGCACUAUGUCUUCUCCCCCUUUGGGGUGCUGCAUGUGCACCCUGAAGAAGGUGCUGAGGCCCUGACACUUGGAGAGUGGCACCGAGAGGCCACACUGUGGCAGCUAUUCCAGUGCAUCCCCUUCUUCAGGCACUGUCUCGUCCGCAAAGCCUUUGCCUGCUGGUGGCAGAAUGUGAGGCACCUGCAGCUGCUGAGACGCCAGGAAGCCCUAAGCAAGCACCUGCUCCUGGCUGUGCCCCACUUUGGAGCAGCGCUGCUCCACAUCUCCAGACUCCUGCAGGAGCUAAGAUCUGUACACUGGCUGCCCCAGGAUGACUCCAAAUGCUACACCUUCCCGGAGCUACAGUGGGCCCUGGCUCAAGAGAAUGGCCGUGCUCGAGGCCUGCUCAGAAGGUUCCUCACACUCUGCUCAGCCAUUCUUGAGCUGGUGCGGGAUGACACCUACAAGACAGUGCACGGGCUGCAGACCCAAGUGCAGCGCUACAAGCUCUACAUCACCAAGGAGUCCCUGUAUAAGCAGAGAGUCCAGUACAGGGACCUGGAGAGGAGGCUGAAGGAAGCCGAGUUCUGGAUGCAGAGGCUGGGCAGCCUGGCCCAGCUAGUGAACCUCCUGACUUGCCAGAACCUGGUCUCCAUCGUGCAGGAGGAAGUCACAGCGUUCGUCAGCAACGUCAUGAAGUGGAAAGAUACCAGGUUGAAGAUGGAUUCAGUUCAGGUGACAUGAUCACAUGUCACUGUAAGACUUCAUUACUCACUUGCCAGUACACAGGAAGACUUACGGGUAAAACACACCCAUCUGCAGUCAAUUGUCCUGGUUAAUGGGAGCCAUCAAGAUUCCAACCCACCAUUAAU